AUGCCAGGACCGGUAGAAGAGCCAGUGGCGCCCUCCACGAAGGCAAAGGAACCCAUUGACAUCCAGAAGGUCUUCCACUACACCGACCUCGACACCCCUAGGCCCACACGCAUCGAGGACCCCUACGACUACCAAUGGGGCUACGGUAACCGCUUCCAGAGCGAAAUCAUCCCAGGCACACUGCCUGUUGCGCAAAAUCACCCCCAGGUCCCGCGAUUCAACUUGUACACUGAAGGUCUCACGUCGUCGGCCUUCGCAGCAGGCAGACAUGCCAAUGCGAGCACGUACAUGUACCGCUGCCGGCCGUCGGUCGCGAACCAUGGUUUCCAAGAGGGCGUGCUCGAGUCCAAAGCCCAUGUGGAGAGUUGCUUCUUGACCGCCAAUCCCAAGGUCCAGAUGAACCCGUCACAGAUCGAGUGGGCGCCCUUUGAGCUUCCCCAGGAAGGGGAGGAGAUUGAUUUCGUGGAUGGCCUGCACUCGCUGGGUGGCUCUGGGGAUGCCAAUAUGCGCGACGGCCUCGCGCUGCACGUGUUUAUGAUCAAUGCGCCAAUGAAGUGGAGGGCAUUUUUGAACGGAGAUGGCGAGUUUCUGUUAGUCGCCCAGCUGGGCAACCUAGACAUCCAGACUGAAAUGGGCAAACUCUACCUCCAGCCCGGCGAGAUCUGCGUGAUCCCGCGCGGCGUCAAAUUCUGCGUGAACCCAGCGGCCGGCACAGCAGAGGCGCGAGGGUACAUCCUGGAGGUCUGGGGAUCGCGGUUUGAGUUGCCAGACCUUGGUCCGAUCGGAGGAUAUGGAAACGCCAAUGCGCGAGACUUUGCGUAUCCCGUCGCGUACAUGGACGAUAUGGACGAGCUACAUCAGCAGUGGCAUAUCGUCGAGAAGAUCAACGGCGAAUACCAUGCCUUGAUGCAGGACCAUAGCCCGUUCGACGUGGCGGCGUGGCACGGCAACUGCUUGCCUUACAAGUACGACAUGACCAAGUUCGUCGCCCAGGGCAGCACGACUGUCGACCACACAGAUCCCUCGGUCUGGACUCUUUUGACCGCACGCUCCCGCGACCCCAACGUGCCGCUCGUCGACUUCAUCUGGUUCGGCCCGCGCUGGGACGUGGCCAUGAACAGUUUCCGCCUGCCUUAUUUCCACCGCAACGCCGCGAGCGAGUUCAUUGCCAACAUCUAUGGUGCAUCCGGUGGGCGGAGCGCCAACUUCAGACCCGGAGGAGGUGUCUAUGAAGCUGGCUUCACGGCACAUGGCGGGUUCGGGGACAUCUAUGUCCAGGAACGGAGAAAGAAGAGAAACGACCCCAGGAUCUUGUUCCAGGGCAUGAUGACCUUCAUGAUCGAGUCAUCGCGGUCACUGCUCUUCACUGAAUGGAGUCGCAAACACAGCUCCACCGAUGCCACCCCGCCGGAAGUCUGGGACACGGUGCCGGACCAGUUCUCCACUGAUCCCAAGGUGCGCGCUCUUCUGCAACGGGUGAAGAAACAGAAGGCGGAGAGGAAGGCGGAGGACGAGGCGUAUUAUGAUGACGAGCGGAUAGCGGAGCUUGUGGGCAAAGUCGCGGUAGCUGAGCAGAAUGGGACGCAUGGGACAGAGUCGGUGAAUGGGAACGGGACAGAUUCGGUGAAUGGGAAUGGGACAGAGUUGACAAACGGGACUUCGGUGCAACAGUCUGCAGAACCGGUUGCCGCUAGCUUCUGA
Messenger RNA from Cladophialophora yegresii CBS 114405, 1701 nucleotides. RefSeq lists its product as uncharacterized. Gene Ontology annotation, cellular component: cytoplasm. Lineage: Eukaryota; Fungi; Ascomycota; Eurotiomycetes; Chaetothyriales; Herpotrichiellaceae. Gene Ontology annotation, molecular function: homogentisate 1,2-dioxygenase activity. The record is from RefSeq and is a predicted model, not a curated record. The transcript is spliced from 3 exons. The coding region runs from base 1 to 1701 and encodes 566 amino acids. Gene Ontology annotation, biological process: L-phenylalanine catabolic process.